Gongylonema pulchrum is the source of this 1509-nucleotide messenger RNA. The record is from the annotation of a GenBank genome assembly. NCBI's taxonomy places the organism in Eukaryota, Metazoa, Nematoda, Chromadorea, Rhabditida, Gongylonematidae.
AUGACAGCAGCUGUAAUUUUCUGCAUAUUCCUUAUUCAUUAUGCUGCGCUGGCAAAAUUAUCGCUAGGAACCAAUACGGCGACAAUAAACUCAGUAUCACUGAACUACAACAACAUCACUUCUAGCCGGUAUCACGUAUAUACCAUUCAUAACAAAAGCAACAAUUCCGUUAACAGCAGUCGCGACAACAGAAACAACACAUGGCUCAUUCGCAUUUAUUUUGGCGGAUAUGAGGCAAAUGACGAAAGAAGCAGUGCUAACAUGCUCAGAAUCAAACAGAACAAGAAGAAAUUCUUCCGCAUUUAUUUCAUUCCAUUUCAUAACUUUAGUGAUAAAGAUAUCCUGAAAUACUGCAACAGCAAAGGCAACAACAGCAGCAAAAAACGGACGUUCGAAUGCAGCUGGAGCUUGUUAAUCUCUGACGACAUUAACAGCAGCAGCAUCCUCGAAAGCAGCAGCCCAGAUAAAAAUGAUAAAAAGAAGAGCAUUCACAUUCAUUUCAAAAUGAUACUUAGUGAAAAUAACAGUAGUAACAACAUCCUGGAAACUAGCCAUGAAGGCAGCAGCAGCAACGAUAAUGAAGGGGAUUUAUUUUGUAUUCAUUUCUACUAUCCAUUCGAUGACAGCAACAAAAUCGACAACAAUAUCUCGAAUAUCUCUGAAAACGUCGCUCAGUAUGACAGAAGAAAUGCAACAAUUUUCAUCAGCAUCCGUUUCAGAAGAAAAUGCAGCGAAAGGAGCAGCGCUGACAAUAAUACUCAAAACAAUAUAAUUGUGGUAUUGCCUAGCAACGACAGCUUUUACAAAAUGUACGGUACCUACAGUAUUAUUUUCAGCGACAGACAUCGCUCCAACAAUGGCAGAAGUAAUAACGUUGAAAAAAAGAAGUUCCCCAUCCAUUAUUCUCUGGUUUUUCCUUGUUAUAACGGUAGCAACAUUAUUGAAAGCCAAAACAAGGUCUAUGACAGCAGCAGAGAGAAAAUUUUCAUUGAGUGGGGUUCAGAAUGUGAUGCCAGUAACAGCAAUAAAAUAUUCGAGCCCAGUAAAGAGGAGAACCGCGGCAAAAAAGAACGUGUUUGGAUUGAACUGUAUUUUGUCGAUACCAGCAAAAACACCGCAAGCCUGGAAACUAACGAAAUUGACAACAGUGAUGAGGAAAAGCUCAUGUGCAUCCAUUCUAAUAUUCCGUUUAAAGUGAUCAGUGACGACAGCACUAUUCUAGAUAGCCACAAGGAGAACAGCAAUGAAAAGAAGUACUUUUGGAUUUCCUGGAACACAAAAUUGAACGACCACAAAAACGGGAUCGAAAUCCAAGAAAACAACGCAAAUAAAAGAAAUAGUGAUGCCAGAGGAAGGCGUAUUUAUUUUAAAUUGAAAUUACCGCAUGCCAAAAAUAGUACCGGUGAAAACGGCUAUAGCGGGAAGAGCAGCGACGACGACAGAAAGUCGAUCCACUUCAGCUUGAACUUCCCACUCUGUUACAAUUGCAGCAGUUUGUUCAACGAGUGA